GGGCGACAACUUCUUGUUCCCCAAUAGCUCGCCGUGCAGCUGCUCCUUUUCGAACCGAGAGCAGACGCUCUUCUUUUAUUUUUCUUUUCUUUUUUGCGUGCGCUAUUAUAGUAGGACCCCCAAUAAAAUGGAGCAAAACCGCGCAAGAAUUUGGGCCGCGAAGUGGACCGCGAAAUGUCAUGGCGUCCUUUGCACGGUGGGAUUCUAUUGGACCUUCUCUGGAAAACUGGACCCGAGUUAUGGGGGGCACGCGGUGGCACGACUGAUGGAUGUGGCGCUGGGGCGUGAUGAUGAAGAUGAAGAUGAAGAUGAUGAGGAGGAUGUCGUGCUUUAACGGUCACGCGUUUCCACGCGUCCCGGCAUCGUCUGCGCGCGACUGGAUUUGGAGGCACCCGGGAGCCGGUGCGCGCAACAAGAGCCCCCCCAACGGGCGCAAUCGUGCACGCGCGGACGCCGGUGAUUGGCCAGAGGUGGAUCAGAUGGUACGCUUCCCCUCUGUGUUUAGUGGCACCUCGCAACCCCCCUCCCCCCUCCUCCUUCCUCGCAGCAAAAGGCAAAUCUCCGAUAAAGUAAUGGCAAAAGCACUUGGACUAUAAAAGACAACAAAUCAUUUUCCUCCGGAGUGCGCCCCGUUGUCCACCCAAUGAGUUCCUAUUUUGUCAACUCAACUUUCCCCGUGUCUCUGCCGGGAGGACAGGACUCUCUCCUGGGCCAGAUCCCGCUCUACACGUCGGGGUACAGCGACCCGCUGAGGCACUACUCCGGCGCGGCCACCUAUGGAGGCGCCGCCGCCGUGCAGGACAAGGUCUACCCGGCCUCUUACUACCAGCAGACGGCCAUCUACGGCCGGGCCGCCGGCGGGGCUCCGUGCGACUUUAGCCCGGCGGGGGGCUUUUAUAAGGACGCCGAGGGGUCGUGCGCCUUCUCCGGCCGCGACGAGGGGCCGCCGCCGCCGCCGCUCUUCGGCGCUCAGGAGCACGCGCAGCGCAAAGGCGAGUGCGUGGGGGAGCAGAGCGCGGCCAUGAGCGUGGACGACAAGUCCUCCGCGCUCAUCUACCCGUGGAUGCAGAGGAUGAACGCCUGCUCGGUCGGCCCGUUCGGCACCAGCGGUCGCAGGGGCCGCCAGACCUACACCCGCUACCAGACGCUGGAGCUGGAGAAGGAGUUCCACUUCAACCGCUACCUGACUCGCAGGCGCCGGAUAGAGAUCUCGCACGCGCUGUGCCUGACCGAGAGACAGAUCAAAAUCUGGUUCCAGAACCGCAGGAUGAAGUGGAAGAAGGAGAACAAGCUGCUCAACCCGCCAAAGACGCCCGAGGAGGAGGAGGAGGAGCAGGCGGAGAAGAAGAGUUAAAAAAAAGAAAUCAUAAUAACAGUAAUAAUAAUAACGAGAAGGACACUACAUGUGUACAAAAUAUGUUGUAGAUAUUAUUCAUGUGUCUCGUGCUACGUAGAGUUGCUUUUAGACCUCUGUGUGCUUCGUCUUGAUUUAGAGACUAUGCAAACAUGUACAGACUUUGUAGUGCUUUUUUCCCCCUCUUGUUGUAGGCCUCAAAAGUCUUGUUCGUGCACGUGUUGUGCUUGUCCUCCUUCCGGCGUGUACAUAAAACGUCCGCAACUGCUAUUAUUAUGAUGAUGAUGUCAUUAUUUAUUGCUGUAACGUGUUCGAUGCAAUUAUUUUGUUCAGGAGAAAAAGACAUGUACAUA
Molecule: messenger RNA, 1707 nt
Organism: Syngnathoides biaculeatus (alligator pipefish)
Lineage: Eukaryota; Metazoa; Chordata; Actinopteri; Syngnathiformes; Syngnathidae
Gene: hoxb6b
Product: homeobox B6b
Exons: 3
Coding region: 644-1354 (236 amino acids)
Biological process (GO): anterior/posterior pattern specification; regulation of transcription by RNA polymerase II
Cellular component (GO): nucleus
Molecular function (GO): RNA polymerase II cis-regulatory region sequence-specific DNA binding; DNA-binding transcription factor activity, RNA polymerase II-specific
Source: RefSeq, a predicted model, not a curated record